UUUUACGAUUCUGAUCAACAAGUUCGAUACUAUUUCUUCUCAUAUUGGUACCGCGCUUUGCGCUUCAUACAUUGGAUUAAAAUGGCAUUAAAAUAUUUAAUAGUUUUAUCGAUAGUAUGUUUAACGAAUAGUGAAUUAGUUAAUACGAACAAUACGAAAGAACAUUCGAAUUUGCGUAAACGAGAUGUUAAUUCUUACGUUGGUUUAGUUGCGUGCGCUAUGAAAUAUGAUAUGCCUUGUUUUAUUGAUGUUGCACAAGAUUAUUUGGAAAAUCGAAGAACUGAUCUUUUAGCUCAAGCCGAUGCUCAAAUGCUUGAAUCGGGUCGAUCCGAUCCAGACAGUAAGCCUUCACAUCUAGCUGACACUCUCACCAAAUUAAUAUCAGAAAUAACCGACAUGUUCCAGAAUGGAUUUUCUGGGAUUUUCGAUGCUGGACGAGAAGCAGCGGAUGACGAAGAAAGUGAUUUAGAAAAAAACGAAACUGAAAUGACUACCACUGGUGAUAGCAAUGGAGAAACUCGAGAACUAAACAAAAGCGGCUCCGGCAUCAAAAAGAAAAAGAAGAAACCAUUGAAAAGCCUCAUCAGACUUAUAAAAGUGGGCAUCGUGGCCGUAAUAAUCGUCCUGAAACUUUCCGUGGUCCUGAAAGUGCUCCAAACGGCGAUGCAAUUUAAAUUCAUGCUAAUUUCCUUGGGUGGUUUUGUUAUUCAGGCGGCGAAACUUUGGAUGUCGGUCAGGAACAAGAAGGACAUGCACGGCCACGAAGAAAUUGUUUAUAAGAGUCCUUAUGGUACUGACGCUGAGUAUUCCAGUCCGCCUGGCGGUGCCGUUUAUGGUACUGGAGAUUAUAAUGCUAGAAGUGGACAGGAUAUGGCUUAUGCUUCUCAAAGAAGCAUGAUGUAAUUUGACCAUAUAAUAAAUAUCAGGCUUAUUUAAAUCAAAUAAGUGAUUAUAUGUAUAGGAGUGGUGCAAUACAAUUUCAGUUUCUACAACCAAGAUUGAGGUAAAUUUGUGCUUUUUUUAUAAGCAUUAAAAGUGAGUCAUUAUUGACUCUCUUUAUUUGGUACCUAUGUGUAACAUUUAGCAAAUGAGUGAUGUACUUACUCGAACUUAGAAGUGAUUAUCAAUUUGACCUCAUUUUCUCUAACAAUUAUUGAUGGGUGUGGGGGUGUUCCUAAAUAUCAUGUACAAACUGAAGGGGGUGAUUCUUUGGUUUAUUUUAUGACUGAAAUUUCUAAUUAACAUAGGUCUACAAACGCUUCGUUAUCGAUCUACAGGGUGUUGAAAUUGUUAUAUUUUUUUAGUUUUUUCUUUAUAGCUCCUGCAAUUGUUGAGGGAUUUAGCUCAAACUUGGAAUAUAGACUACGCAAUAGGAGCUAAAUGAUUGCACAUGUCAAACUUUUGCCAGAAUCUACAGGUUGAUGAUUUAUCAAGGGUCAUGCCCGAUUUUCUGCCCCAGAACUUUUUUGCGGUGCGCUGCUGGUGGAUUCUAAAAAACAAAAUAAUUUUGCUACCUUAUUUACAAAGUUUUUGUUCCCCUGUAGUUUAUUUCGAUUCAUUGACCCUUAUCGAGAAAAAAAAUAAAAAGCAAAUCUCUGUAAUUAGCUAAAUGAAACUACAGUGACUCAAAAAACCUUUUCUACCUACAGUGGCAACAAUAGAGGUCCCGCCGCCAUAUUCUUGCUCAUUUUCAAUAGGAAUCUAGAAGUAAGCCACGCCCUCGCCUCCAUAUUCUUGCUCGUUUCCAAUAUGGAUACAUUGAAAUUUAAACACCCUGUAGAUCGGUAACAGAGCAUUUGUGGAUCUAUGUUUAUUAGAAAUUUUAGUCAGAAAAUAAAUCAAAGAAUCACCUCCUUCCGUUUGUACAUGACAUUUAGGAACACCCUGUCUAUUUAGGAUAUAUAGAUUUUUCUGUAUUGUGUGUUCAAAUGUGUGCGUUAUGUAUUAUGUUAGUUUUACAGUAAAUUAUUUAUUAUUAUUUAUUCAAUAUCGUGGUGCCAAGAUAAAAAUAAAGUAAUAGUUACCAUGAAUGUUUUGGUUUUUCAUUUAUAAAGAAACUAUGCACUUGUGGAACAUUUGAUAAGUAUUCCAGAGAACGGGACAGAUUGACUGUUCAACCAAAUUUU
This is a messenger RNA of Ceutorhynchus assimilis (cabbage seed weevil), 2126 nucleotides long. The record is from the annotation of a GenBank genome assembly. NCBI's taxonomy places the organism in Eukaryota, Metazoa, Arthropoda, Insecta, Coleoptera, Curculionidae.